This is a messenger RNA of Sodiomyces alkalinus F11, 2555 nucleotides long. RefSeq lists its product as hypothetical. Bases 369 to 2543 code for a protein of 724 amino acids. The record is from RefSeq and is a predicted model, not a curated record. NCBI's taxonomy places the organism in Eukaryota, Fungi, Ascomycota, Sordariomycetes, Glomerellales, Plectosphaerellaceae. The transcript is spliced from 7 exons. Gene Ontology annotation, cellular component: mRNA cleavage and polyadenylation specificity factor complex.
CACUACACUUCAGUUCACAGCACCCCGGGACAGAUCAAAUCCAGGCAAACAUCCAACAACACUGUUUCAUUGCACCGACGAAAUUUACCGAAAUCUUAUUAUCAUCAGAGAAGACAAACAGUACUAAUGCCAGCGAGGUGUGCAUGCUGAGGAUCCUGAACGCUGAGAAAGUUUUGCGAUUCUGGGCCAAGGCCUGCUGCUCUGCUUCGCUACGCGCAAACCCGAUAAUGCCUUCAUCUUAACACCGCAUCAGCCGCAUUCCUUGAACACUUCUUCUCCGCCCCAUUCAGACUUCUUCGACAGGUCAUUCGUCGUGCACGUCGACAUUGAAAUACCCCUUACCUUCUUCUCACCAUUGCCUGCCCAACAUGCCAGCUCCUCAGCUUUCUGUCAGCGACCAAAUACGGCAGCUCAACGACGCGCGAAAGUUGGUUUUGGGCGACGUCAAGUACUAUUCAAGCGUUAUAAAGAGCAUUCUACCCAUCAUCUCCCCGUCUGCCCACAUCGAAUUGCGAAGAUGGGGUGUCGAUUUUCUGGCCGAGGCCUUCGCAACACCAGCGAUCCCCCUUGGAGACAAGGAAACCUUGCAGCCCUUUAUUCUCGAAACAUUAAAAGACACACUCGAGGACCCCGGACAGGAUAUACAAGUUCUCCGUAGUGCCAUUCAGGCGGCUGCGAGUAUAUACCCGCUGACACUACGAUGGAUCAUCAACAACUCGUACGAUAACAUGACUUGGGAGCACAUGACCAAGAUCAAAGCCAGGAUUCUACAGAUAUGGGAGAAGGCUGAGCCGUCAGUCAGGAUAUGUUGCGUCAAGUUUGCGCAGCGCGUUGUGCUGGCCCAGUCACCUGUCAAUCCACAGGAGCCUAGGAGAGGCGAUUCCCUCGACAUCUCCCUAGACAAAGUACCGCCCAACCAUCAAACCCUCGAUGUUCGUACCUUAGAGGCUGAAGCAGCCGGUCUAUUAGAUCGGAUUCUGGGGGGGUUGCAAGAUCAUAGCAGCGACGCCCUCCUCGUAGAUGCCAUUCUCAACUCCCUCGCCAUCCUCGUUCGGACGCGACCCAAUACAGUGAACAGGAUAUUCAACGCCAUCUUCAACUUCAACCCUUUCAAACUAGCCAAUUCACCAGUGACCCCCCGCAACCGAGUGCUCAUCAAGUCUAUGGAGAAGACUACGCGCAUGCUCCUGCUUCACAUUGCGAAACGUGAUCCGCAUAGUCCUCUUGCUCAGCGGAUACAACAGCACGUGGAGGGAAUGAUGCGGAUGCGCAGCGAGAUACUCGAAGAAGCAGGGCGGAAACGCGCGCUAGAAGCACAAUCCGCCGGAGCUGACGCCAAACGGCAACGGACGCAAGCACCGCCGGCUAACCCUGAGCAGCUUCAAGUUGACCCCUUGCCACCUGGCCGCCAUAACUUGGCCGACGUUUAUACCCUCAGUGGUGGUGAAGGGCUCAAGGGUUUUGACAUUUCGACGGUCCCCGCUGCCAUGGUCGCGAAAAUCAACGUAUCUACAUUGGCAAGGAUCAAUCCGCAACUCCUGUCCAAGGCCGUUGAGGGGAUAAAAGGAAGGUUCGCCGCUCUGGCGGCGAUGCCCAUCCCAGAACUGGAUCCGAACACGGCACCUCUGGGUGUCGACGAGGACGAGGACGACGACUAUGAACCCGACUUCUUUGCGGCUGAGGAUACAGAACAAAUUUUGAACAAACUCGACGGCCAGGCGAAUGACCAGCCCGAUGUGACGGAAUUGUCUCUCAAGUCUUUCAAGUUACCGCCGCCCACCCCAUUGACACCCGAGGCGGCGCUCGGCGGAGGCCAGGGCUCCGUUUUGUCACUGCUCGAGUUCGUCAAGACGCUUGAGGACGUCAACAAGCGGCCACGGUCUGGCAUCAAUAGGCUGGCGGCCGGUAGCAACGACAGAGAAUCGUGGAUUGCCAUCGUGACGCGACUGGCAAGCCGGUGUUCUGCCGAGGAAGGUGAAAUCUCCAUCAAGGACGAGUAUAGCGAUUCCCCGGCCCCGGCUAUUCUCGGCGACAGCAUCCGGGAGUCCCUAUACACCUACGUGCUGGAAGACUUCCGGAGACGAAUCGACGUCGCUAUUACCUGGCUAGCGGAGGAGUGGUAUAACGAUCGAAUGCAACAGAAGGAAGGGGGACACCCACGUCUUCACUACGAAAAGUGGGCGCUGAAGCUCAUCGACGGGUUUUCCCAGUACCUCCAUGCGCAAGAUAAGGUGUUGACACGGUUUCUCGGCGAGAUCCCAGACCUGACGGCGGCUAUCUUCUCUCGCGUGAAACUCAUCUGCCGAGAUCCUUCAGUGGUGCCACUGGCGCUGACGAGCCUACUAUAUGUGGUAAUGAUGCGGCCACCAGCCAAGGAGCUCGCACUCGACACUGUGCAAGAAAUAUGGCAAGAGUACGAAGAGGCGCGUCCGAUGGCGGGCAAAUACCUGGCCAAGUUCCGGCCGGCCUUUCUGGAGGCGGCCACCCGGGACGCAGAAAAUAAUGGCACAGCAACCUCUUCCACCGCUGUCGCUGCGGCGUGAGGCAGCCGGGGG